Molecule: messenger RNA, 4908 nt
Organism: Rhodotorula toruloides NP11
Lineage: Eukaryota; Fungi; Basidiomycota; Microbotryomycetes; Sporidiobolales; Sporidiobolaceae
Product: ATP-dependent DNA helicase Hrp3
Exons: 13
Coding region: 1-4908 (1635 amino acids)
Biological process (GO): regulation of transcription by RNA polymerase II; nucleosome organization
Cellular component (GO): nucleus; chromatin
Molecular function (GO): histone binding; ATP-dependent chromatin remodeler activity; chromatin binding
Source: RefSeq, a predicted model, not a curated record
AUGGACCCCUCGCUCAUCCUCUCCGCUUCCAUCGGUUCGACAGCCGGCGCUUCUUCGUCCUCGUCUGCUGCGUACCCGCCCGCGCGUCUGCCACCACCACCUCCGCCUCCUCUCCCUCCCGCUAUCGACCCCGCCCUCGUCGCAGUCAAGGCCGAGACGCCCCAGGCGCUCGAGGAUGUGCCCAUGUCCGAGAGCGAGGGGUCCGACUACGACGUUGCUCCUUCGUCCCGCGCGAACGGUGCGAUCAAGGUCGACUCGACCGCGACGAGCGUCAAGGAUGAGCCGAUGGACGAAGACGGGGACGACGCGGAGGGAGACGACGGAGAGUACAAGGAGGAUGUCAAGGACGAGGAGAGCGUCGAGGACGACAGUGACGGCGUUGUCGCGCCUGGACACGCCCGGAGGUCGGCCGCGUCGACUUCGAGGAGCUCGAAGAAGCCCCGAGGGAAGGCGUUGCCGGAGGAUUUCGACCCCGAGUUGUUCCUCCUGAGGCGUUCGGGUCGCGCUUCGACCGCUCGCACUCAGAUGAGUCCCCCGGCGGCUCUCCGUGUCGACGACUUGCUCACCGGCUCUCGACGCCCGCAGAAAACCUACGACGAGGACGACUCGGACACGUCGUCUUCCGCGAUGCCGAACCGCAGCCGCAACAAAGGCAAGAGUCGUGCCAGUUCCACCAUGAGCCGCACCGUCCGCGAUUCGUCCGAGGACGGUUCCUCGGAAGACGAUGACGGCGACUACAUCCAGAACAAGAAGAAGCACGUCAAGAACCGGCGAGGCGGCAAGAAGCGCACCGCGAGGGACUUUGAGCUCCCGAGGGUGUCGUCCAGGAAUGGAAAGGCCUUGCCGAACUACAACGAGGCUGAGAUGUUCUCUGACUUGAGCGACUCGGAUGACGGGUACGAGUACGAGUACACCGAGGAGCAAGCAGAGCCGGAUGACGACGGUAUCGACGGCGUCUUCGCUCACAAGCGCGCGCGAGAUCAUGUGGACGACAAGGACGACAACCCGCACCGCAACAUGCUCUUCCUCGUCAAGUGGCAGAACUACAGCCACAUCCACGACACCUGGGAGACGUACGAGCACCUCAAGCGCUUCCGCGGCUUCAAGCGCCUCGAGAACUACAUCAAGCAGAUCUUCUGGCCGCAGCACAACCUGCUCAAGGACUCUAACCUCAGCCGCGAGGACCUCGAAGCCGUCCACCUCGAGCGCGAGCGACAGGCCGAGCAGCUCGAGAACUACAAGCAGGUCGAGCGGAUUAUCGCCGAGCGCAAUGCCCCUGCCAACGACGAGAUCGACCACGACCAUGUCGAGUACCUGUGCAAGUGGAAGGGCCUCCAGUACUCGGAUGCGACGUGGGAGGCGCACGACACGAUCAAGGACAUCGCCGCCGACCAGGUCGCCGACUUCCUCGAGCGCAUGUCGAGCUCGUGCUUGCCGCACAAGAGCGCCAACUACUCGAAGAGCCGGCCGACGUUCAAGAAGCUCACGGCCGAGCCCGAGUACAUCUCCAAGUGCGGCACGCUCAAGGACUUCCAGAUGACGGGCCUCAACUGGCUCGCCUACCUGUGGUCUCGCGGCGACAACGGCAUCCUCGCCGACGAGAUGGGUCUCGGCAAGACUGUCCAGUCGUGCUCGUUCCUCUCGUACCUGUUCCACGAGCAGCAGCAGUACGGUCCCUUCCUCGUCGUCGUCCCCCUCUCGACGCUCCCCGCCUGGCAGGCUCAGCUCGCGCACUGGGCGCCCGACUUGAACACGGUCGCCUACAUCGGCAACGCCGCGAGUCGCGAGAUGAUCCGCGAGCAUGAGUUUGGCUCGCGCACGAAGCCACAAUUCAACGUCUUGCUCACGACGUACGAGUUUGCACUCAAGGACGAGCACGAGCUCGGUGUUUUGAAGUGGCAGUACCUGAUGGUCGACGAGGCGCACCGGCUCAAGAACUCAGAGUCGGCGCUCUACAUGGCGCUCAAGCACUUCGACGCCAAGGCCAAGCUCCUCAUCACCGGCACGCCCUUGCAAAAUAACGUCAAGGAGCUGCUCGCGCUUAUGCACUUCCUGCAUUCCGAUCGCUUCGAGCUCGCCGGCGAGUUUGAUCUGAAUGACGAGGAGAACGAGGCCAAGAUCCGCGACCUUCACGGCAAGCUCGAGUCGAUCAUGCUCCGCCGCCUCAAGCGCGAUGUCAUCAAGGAGCUCCCGACCAAGAGCGAGCGCAUCCUCCGCGUCGAGAUGUCCAACAUGCAGACGUGGUGGUACAAGAACAUCUUGACGAGGAACUACGCCGCUCUCAGCGGGACCGAGAACAGCGUCUCGCUGCUCAACAUCGCGAUGGAGCUCAAGAAGGCGUCGAACCACCCUUACCUUUUCGAAGGCGCCGAGACGCGAACUGACUCGCGUGAGGAGACGCUCAAGGGAUUGGUCAUGAACUCGGGCAAGAUGGUCCUCCUCGACAAGCUUCUUCAGCGUCUCAAGCAGGAUGGCCACCGCGUCCUCGUCUUCAGUCAGAUGGUCCGCAUGCUGGACAUCCUCUCCGACUUCUGCGCUCUUCGCGGCUACCUCUACCAGCGCCUCGACGGCACCGUCCCCUCCGAGACCCGUCGCAAGGCGAUCGAGCACUACAACGCGCCCGACUCGCCCGACUUUGUUUUCCUCCUCUCGACCCGCGCCGGAGGUCUCGGCAUCAACCUCGAGACCGCCGACACGGUCAUCAUCUUCGACUCGGACUGGAACCCGCAAAACGACCUGCAGGCGAUGGCUCGCGCCCACCGCAUCGGCCAGAAGUCGCACGUAAACGUGUACCGGUUCGUCACGAAGGACACGGUCGAGGAGGACGUACUCGAGCGCGCGCGCAAGAAGAUGAUUCUCGAGUACGCCAUCGUCAACCAGAUGGACACGUCGGGCAAGAACAUCGGGCAGGUCCAGCCGACCAAGCCCGAGAACUACACCCGCGAGGAGCUCGCGUCGAUCCUCAAGUUCGGCGCGGCCAACAUCUUCAAGUCGGACGGCGCGCAGUCGAAGCUCGAGGAGAUGGAUCUCGACGACGUCAUCAACAACGCCGAGUCGUACGAGACGGCGACCGCUCCGACGGGCACCUCGCUCGGAGGCGAAGAGUUCCUCAAUCAGUUUGCCGUCCAGGACGUCAAGGCUGACAUGACCUCCUGGGAGGACAUCAUCCCUGCCGAGGACCGCGAGCGCGUCAAGGCCGAGAUGGCCGAGGAGGAGAAGAAGGCUGCCGCCGAGGCGGAGAGCACCCGCCGCGCUGCCGCCCAGGUCGCGCCCGGCGCCUACAAGGGCAAGGACGGGACACCUGCCUCGCGCGAGUCGUCACCCGGGUCGCCGAGGGGCAGCAAGAAGGAUAAGAAGCCGGCCGCGCCUCGCAAGACGGACGCCCAGCGUGCGCAGGAGCUCAAGGACCGCGACAUCCGCACCCUCAUCCGCGGCUUCAACCGCUUCGGCGACAUCCGACACCGCUACGACGCCAUCGUCAAGGACGCCCGCCUCGAGAGCAAGAACCGCACCGUCAUCACGCAGACGAUCGACGAGCUGCUCAAGCUCUGCCGCGACGAGAUUCAGAAGAAGAAGGAUAUGCUCGAGGAGAUGAAGGAGAAGGGGGAGGACAUCCCGAACAAGCUCAAGAACCAGGCCGUCCUCGUCUCCUUCCGCGGCGUCGACAAGAUCAACGCCGAGACCGUCGUCCAGCGCGCCGAGGAGCUCGAGAUUCUGCACUCCUACCUGAAGAAGGCGUCCGACCCGCUCAAGUGGAAGUUCCCGGUCGAGAACGUCAAGUCCAACUCGGGAUGGAAUUGCGAGUGGACGGCCGAAGACGACGCACACCUCAUGGUCGGCGUCUGGAAGUACGGUCACGGGUGCUGGGAGGCGAUGCGGGACGACGAGUCGCUCGGGUUCAAGGACAAGUUCUUCCUCGAGGACGCCAAGAACAAGAGCAAGGACGAGAAGGCCCGCAUUCCGAACGCCAUCCACCUCGUCCGUCGCGCCGACUACCUCUGCCACCUCCUGCACGACCUCGACGGCUCGGGCCGCAGCGACAGCAAGCCGAGCGGCAGCAAGACGCACCAGCCUCGCGCCGGCAGCUCGGCUCCUCGCCCGAAGAGCUCGAAGUCGAAGGACGACACGGCCUCGGUAGCCGGCUCGACGUCGUCCAAGACGCACAAGUCGUCGUCAAAGCCAGCCAAGUCGGUCAAGCGCAAGGCGACGCCCGAGUACUCGGACUCGGAGGAGGAUGCCGAGAGCUCGUACGACAGCAUGGACGAGGAGUCAUGCAAGGAGGCGCUCCGCCCGGUCAAGCGCGAGCUCAAGCGUCUCAAGCAGCCGACAACCGACAUGAGCCGCGAGGAGAAGCUCGCGCACCUCAAGGACACGCUCACGGCGAUCGGUGCCCGCAUUGAGGUCGUCGCCGACUUUGAGAAGUCGUCCUCCGCCAAGGAGAAGAAGCGCAAGCACCUCUGGAAAUGGACGAGCUUCUUCUGGCCGAACCAGGCGAUCAAGUCGCAACAGUUGCGCCAGAUGUACGACCACCUCGCCGGCGCCAAGGACUCUCCCGCGCCAUCUCCCGCUCUCCCGCCCGCUCAACCUGCGCCGCCCAAGCCCCCUCGCCCUGCCGACGAGCAGCCUCCUCCCGCCAAAAAGCCGCGCACGACCAGCGGCACCGAUCUCCCUUCCUUCAGCCGCCUCCCUUCCGCCCGCCCAAGCGCUUCGUCGGCCUCGCCUCUCCCGCCUCCUCCGCCCCCGCCUCCUGCGCCGCUGGCUUCGUCGUCGUACGCCCGCUCGCCGCAAUCUUACAGCAACGGCACGCCCUCGCACGGAUACCAGCCGUCGCCGCAGUACCGCCAGUCCUCUUACGGCUCGUCGUCGUCGUACCCGUCUCACCAGCAGUACCCUCAUGGACAGCGGUAG